This is a messenger RNA of Pocillopora meandrina, 371 nucleotides long. The record is from the annotation of a GenBank genome assembly. Lineage: Eukaryota; Metazoa; Cnidaria; Anthozoa; Scleractinia; Pocilloporidae.
AUGGCGACACAGCUAAAUGGGAUUGUACCAUGCUGUUUUACGCUAUCCGGUAUUCAGAUUGUGUAUCUCAAUCCAUCGAACAGAUCAAAUGUGGACGACCUAAGGAAAUUUCGAAAUAAAGAAUUUGCACAUAUGCCACGGAGCCACCUCUUCGACAGAGAUUUCCAAAAAGUUAUUUUAAAAGUUAAAACUGUAUUCACCGCACUCGGUCUCCCCACAUUAAAAAUCAAACAAACUUCCCUACAGAGAAGUUAGACGAAGUUUUAAGGAAGGUUGACGAGUUGAAACAAGAACUUAAGGAAAAGAAAAAGGAACUUCUAGAAAAAGACAAGGAACUUCUUGAAGAAGGAACAAAACAGGAGAAAAACUAG